Messenger RNA from Diutina rugosa, 2598 nucleotides. RefSeq names its product Spc98p (gene SPC98). Bases 1 to 2598 code for a protein of 865 amino acids. Gene Ontology annotation, biological process: mitotic cell cycle; meiotic cell cycle; cytoplasmic microtubule organization. Gene Ontology annotation, molecular function: microtubule minus-end binding; gamma-tubulin binding. Gene Ontology annotation, cellular component: centrosome; equatorial microtubule organizing center; gamma-tubulin complex. Lineage: Eukaryota; Fungi; Ascomycota; Pichiomycetes; Serinales; Debaryomycetaceae. The record is from RefSeq and is a predicted model, not a curated record. The transcript has a single exon.
AUGAACCCCCAGGAGUUGACGACGGCGUAUGUCCAGCGGCUCGUCCACCUGCUCGUGCUGCUGAGCUUGGGCGAUGCCUACACGGCGCUGGUCGCCUCCGACAUGCUGCUGUAUUUGCUCGAGCUGAGCCAGCAGUCGCAGUUCUACGACCUCGCCACGGUGAUGGCUGAGGUCCAGCAGAGCCUCGUCGCUCGGGGCAAGCGCCUGGAGUGGACACGGCUUCAAAAGCUUAUCCACCAGUUAGUGGAGCUUAAGAGGGACGAAGCCAGCCACGGUAACGCGCUGUCGUUUUCGCCCGAGGAACAGGUGGCGCGGUACCUUGUGUUUAUCCUCUCCUUACCCCAUCAGCCACUGCAACCACUGCGACCUACGUCUUACCAGCCAUCCAACAGCAUUCGUCCGGCACUGCUGUACGCGGAAUCCCUCUCUCGCCGCGGCCUGAGGAUUCACAAGACCCGUUCAGUUUUACUUGGCCAGCCGUCACUGGCGCCAUAUAUACUGAGGUCGCGACUGCCGCAACGUCUAGUAUCAACAUUUGGCUACCCCGGUAGCAGCUACGGUCAGUAUGACUCCGCUGGCUCGAUGGAAGACGAAUAUGGCAGCAAUGACCCUGACUAUACUCCGAUGGGGCCUGAGGAUGUCAAGACGCUCCAGCACACGCUAUUAGGCCACGAUACCCGACUCAUAUACUUCAACAACGAAGAAGCCCUGGCGGCAUUCCGGAAGAAGUUUACCGUGGGGAACCUGCGAAUGUUGGCGCUGAUCGUGGAGGCAGCAGUGUUGUACAAGCUGUUAGUAGUUAAUUGCACUGUGAACCGGGGCCAAAUGGAUUCUCCAAUCAAAACAGCAUUUUUGUCGGCCAGUGAAGACUACUUGAACAAGUAUCUGACAUUUAUCGAUGAGCUCUUUGCAACCGGCACCGCCAUUCAGGGGCCGCCCACCACCGUCAUCGGGGUCUACGGGCCCGUGAUGUCGCAGAUCUAUGCUCUUCGGCUACUACACGGACUUGUGGGCCUGCUUGACGUCAACGGUUACACCUUCCUCUCACGGGUGGAUGAGCUCUCCAAGUUUGGCGACCGACGCAUCAAGGAGUUGUGUCUGGACUUAUUUCAUAGCAUUGUUUCCCCCUACUAUGACGUGCUAGAUCACUGGAUUCUUGACGGUAAUUUAACCGACGAUCUGCAGGAGUUCUUCAUCACAAUUAACGAUGAUGCCACUGAUUUCAAUGACAUAGUUCAUUAUAACGCAAAAAUGAUACCUGCAUUUAUCCCCGCUUCCGUGGGAGCCAAAAUAUACCAGAUUGGUAAGAUGCUUGUAUUCCUCAAGAAGUGCAAGCAGCUACAGUGGUUGGCGGAGUACCGACAAAACUACGACUACAUCAUCAACCAACAGGGUUCAGGGCUUAAAGAUAUGGACAUCAACGAGAUUUCAGAGAUUGUGCUGCGACAGUAUAGUGACUUGCUUCAUGGUCUCACUCUUUUACUCGAAGGCAGCGAAAAUGAUAUGUUUGCCCACAUCACCAACUUCAAGCGGUUCUACCUCACCCAAGCGAGCGAUUUUAUUGAUGCUAUGAUCGUCCUGGGCCCCAAUAUGGUCGACGAUUUGGGCCGAAUUACCACUAACCAGCUAGCCAAGGCUUUACUGGAACUGAUCCGCAUUCUGGGGGUGAAGAACAGCCGCUACCAAAACCGACUUGAAGCAUACAUUUCCGAAGAUACCCCUCAGGGUCUUGGACUCAACGUGUUCUCCAUCGACUACCGCAUCGACGACCUUUGCAUCAACUUCCUUUUCCAAUCACAAAUGCCUCGCUACCGUCUGAUGUGCACGUUUCUCUUACGAGUGCGAGUGGCCGGCUUUGCGCUUGGUCAACACUUUGUCCAAGCCAACGGUAGUGCUUAUCGUGAGAUUGCCAGUGUCAAAAACCUUGCUAUGGCUCGAUGGCUACCUAAGUCGGCACGAGUAGUUGGAUGUAUCCGUCUCAUAAUGGUACAAUUUAUCGACUGGCUUAUUUAUUACCUUCUGUUUGACUUAAUUGAACCAGCAUUCAAGCAAAUGGCAGGCAAGUUUUUUAAAUCUAAGGUGAACACCGCUCAGCCCGAUCUUGACCAGUUGAACCCCAACUUCCUCGCACUGGUGGGCAUCGCUUCGCUGCAAGUUGCUCGUCCUGAUCACGCCAGCCACAACAUGAACGAGCUUACCAUUGACGAGAUCAUUGCCAGUCACCAGGACUACUUGGACCAGCUUCUGUCGAACAAGCUUUUGCUGGACUCCGAUCUCGGCUCCAUAUCGGCGGUCACCUACUCGCAACAGAUCGAAGGGGUGUUGGCGAUUAUCGAGCACUUUAUCCGGGCGCUGGAGGUCUAUUUUGGUAGCUUACUGAGCUAUACGGGGAUGGUGAACCGCUUCGACCCUGAUGACGCCGACGCUCAGAUGGAAGGCGACAUCGCUCUGGUGGAACAAGAGUUGAAAGAGUCAUACGGUCGCAUACAAACUCUCGGAGAGCAGUACCGCCAACAGCAAUUCCAGCUCCAGACAGAUAUGGACCAUGACCCUGGCCUCAACGAGUAUGCCAUGGAGUCCAGAAAAAAAGGAGGAUGA